AUGCCUCCUCAACCCGAGCAGCAAACGCCCGGCUUGUCAGACCGAGACGAACAGGAGCAGUCUUCGCUCCUGCGUCAUAAUCAUCCCAGUAUCUACGGCGUCGAGGACCCCAGCCUGUCGUCCGACUCCCUGCGCCGAUAUACCCUUCACGAUCCCGGUGUCACCGUGUUCGCAGCCCCCCCGUAUCAAGAGUCCGAAGCGGCGGAACUCUACGAUGCCAGUCAAAUGUCCGAGUCCAGCGGCAUCAAACUGGAGACCUUCCAGCCAGCCAGUAUCAGUAACCGGUCGGGCUUGCGUCGCUAUGGAACCCGAAAGAUCAACCUUGUGCAGGGGUCGGUGCUGAGUGUCGAUUACCCCGUGCCGAGUGCCAUUCAGAAUGCGAUUCAACCGGAAUAUCGGGAGGCGGAGGAGGCGUUUUCGGAGGAAUUCACGCAUAUGCGCUAUACGGCGGCCACUUGUGAUCCCGACGAGUUCACCCUGCGGAACGGGUAUAACCUGCGCCCGGCCAUCUACAACCGUCACACCGAACUGCUCAUCGCCAUCACCUACUAUAACGAAGACAAGGUCCUGACGGCCCGCACGCUGCACGGUGUUAUGCAGAACGUGCGCGAUAUUGUCAACCUGAAGAAGUCGGAAUUCUGGAACAAGGGAGGUCCGGCCUGGCAGAAGAUCGUCGUGUGCCUGGUGUUUGACGGUAUCGAGCCGUGCGAUAAAAACACGCUGGAUGUGUUGGCGACCGUCGGAAUUUACCAGGAUGGCGUAAUGAAGAAGGAUGUUGACGGUCGGGAAACGGUCGCUCAUAUUUUCGAAUAUACCACGCAAUUGUCCGUCACCUCAAAUCAACAGUUGGUUCGUCCGCAGGGCAACGAUCCCUCCAAUCUUCCUCCCGUCCAGAUGAUCUUCUGCCUCAAACAGAAGAACAGCAAGAAAAUCAACUCCCAUCGGUGGCUCUUCAACGCGUUUAGCCGGAUCCUCAACCCUGAAGUGUGUAUUUUGAUCGACGCGGGUACCAAACCCGGCAAGAAGUCAUUGCUGGCUCUCUGGGAAUCCUUCUACAACGAUAAAAACCUGGGUGGUUCCUGUGGUGAGAUUCACGCCAUGUUGGGCAAGGGUUGGCGGAAGGUCCUGAACCCGCUGGUGGCCUCGCAGAACUUCGAGUACAAGAUCUCCAAUAUCCUGGACAAACCGCUUGAAAGUGCAUUCGGCUAUGUCAGUGUGUUGCCUGGUGCCUUCUCCGCAUACCGCUAUCGUGCGAUUAUGGGUCGCCCAUUGGAGCAAUACUUCCACGGAGAUCAUACAUUGUCCAAGCGACUCGGGAAAAAGGGUAUUGAGGGUAUGAAUAUCUUCAAAAAGAACAUGUUCUUGGCCGAGGACCGAAUCUUGUGCUUCGAGCUGGUGGCGAAGGCGGGUUAUAAAUGGCAUCUCUCGUACGUCAAGGCGUCGAAAGGUGAGACGGACGUUCCGGAGGGUUCGGCCGAGUUCAUCGGUCAGAGGCGACGUUGGCUGAAUGGUUCCUUCGCCGCCGGUUUGUACGCCAUGAUGCACUUUGGGCGAAUCUAUCGCAGUGGACACAGCUUCGUCCGCUUGUUCUUCCUGCAUGUGCAGAUGGUUUAUAACUUCUGUCAGCUCGUCAUGACCUGGUUCUCUCUCUCUUCCUACUGGCUCACCAGUUCGGUUAUUAUGGAUCUCGUCGGUACCCCCAGUGCAGCCAACAAGAACAAGGGAUGGCCGUUUGGGAAUGACGCCACGCCGAUCGUGAAUACCUUCCUCAAAUAUGGCUAUAUCUUCUGCUUGAUGCUGCAAUUCAUUCUGGCCCUCGGAAAUCGACCAAAAGGAACUCGACUUCCGUACACGCUCUCGUUCUUGUACUUCUCGAUCGUGCAGAUCUAUAUCCUACUUCUGUCGUUUUACUUGGUUGCCAACGCCUUCACCGGUGGCAUGAUGGAUUUCGACUUUGACAACGGUGCGAGUGGAUUCUUCGCGUCUUUCUUCGCCUCCGACAGCGGUGGUAUUGUCCUGAUUGCCUUGGUCUCCACGUACGGUAUCUACGUCAUCGCCAGUCUGCUCUACGGAGACCCGUGGCAUAUCCUCACCAGUUCGUGGGCGUACUUCUUCGGCAUGACGACCUCGAUUAACAUCCUGAUGGUCUAUGCGUUUUGCAACUGGCACGAUGUCUCGUGGGGUACGAAGGGAUCCGAUAAGGCCGAGGCGCUACCCUCGGCGCAAACGAAGAAGGAGGACGGCAGCAAGCAGCAAUUCAUUGAGGAAGUGGAUAAACCGCAAGCCGAUAUUGAUAGUCAGUUCGAGGCCACGGUGAAACGGGCCUUGGCGCCGUGGGUGGAGCCGGAGGAAGAGGAAUCCACCAGUCUGGAUGAUUCGUACAAGAACUUCCGGACGAUGCUGGUGCUGCUCUGGGUGUUUAGCAACCUGAUCUUGACCCUGUUGAUUACGGGCACCGGGAUUGACCGCAUGU
Molecule: messenger RNA, 2473 nt
Organism: Aspergillus alliaceus
Lineage: Eukaryota; Fungi; Ascomycota; Eurotiomycetes; Eurotiales; Aspergillaceae
Product: chitin synthase-domain-containing protein
Exons: 5
Cellular component (GO): cell septum; cell periphery
Molecular function (GO): chitin synthase activity
Source: RefSeq, a predicted model, not a curated record